GAAUUCCCGCCCGCAUUUUAAAUGCCCGCCCUUGCACACUUACGUUACUUGGCAGUCGCAUUUCACGCUCCACACACACAAAAAAACAAAAUCUGAUAUAAAGUCUUCACGAAAUAAUAAUAAUAAUAAUAAUAACAAAAAUAAACAUAAAAAAAAAACAAGCAAAUUAAUCGCGGAGAACAGAGAUUUUAUUCUGUAGAGAAAAAGAGAACAAUGAUGCAGUGAGAGUGAGAGUAGAGAGGGUCAAAGCAAGUAAGAAGAAGAAGAAGAAGAAGAGGAAGUUAUUUUGUUAUUGGUAUGAUCAUGGAAUCUCCAGAACCUUCGAAGAACAAUGCAACUUCUUCGGCCUCCACAAUCAAUGCCGUCGCCAUCAAUGACUCCCCUCAAGUUCAAGAAUCACCCUUUUUCAGGUUUGUAAACAACUUAUCUCCUAUAAAGCAACCUGCCAAGGCUUCUCAUGUGGCACAAGGCUUCGUUGGACUCAAUUCUCCGCCUCUUGUAUUCACAUCACCGCGUAUUAGUUGUCACCGUGAAACACACUUAUUGGAAAGACCUUCAUGUGCUCAGUCAUCAAGUCGAUCAGAAUCUCAAAGUGACAAUAGAGGCAAGUUAAUUGAAGCUCCUGGUGAUUCUGCGAAAUCAACUGCUGAACUGCCACCUGCAGGGGAGUUUAUAACUGAAACUGUGAAGGAUUUUGAUGUAAAAAAUGAUGCAACUACUCAACACUGCAGUCCGCCGCCAUCUGUUGAUAAAUAUCUGGUUGAUCCUGUGGAUAUUGAUCAAAUGUACUCUGUCAACCCAGAUGAGAAACAAUCUAACGAUACUGAAUCAUCUCCGAGUAACUUAGCUCAAUCAAAGAAAAGCAUAUCAGAAGUUGACAGCAAAGAUGAUCCUUGUGAUAAAGCAGAUAAACCUUUGAUUUUGUUAGAGAAAGUUGAUAAGGCUCAAACAGGGCCAGCAUAUGUUGAAGGGCAUGAUCAAAUAACAGGGGAGAAAAAUGAUGUUUUAAUGGCUUUGCACAAGCGCAUGAAGGAUAAUAAUGACUGUACAUCUCAGUUGCUUCCCGAACAGACUCUGCAGGAUGUUAAAGAUUGGGAAGAUUGUGAUGAGAUGGUGUCAACCUCACAUGUAGGUGCUGAGAACGUGUCACAAGAUGCUUCUGAGGUUACUCUAAAGCAUCAUGGCCUUCGUAGACGGUGUCUACAAUUUGAGGAGGCUGCAUCUAAUGCUCUUGGAAGUGAUAAAUCUUGUAUGAAAUCAAAUGCAGCUCCAAUCAAAAUAAAAAUGGUCAAGCUGUCUGAACCUGGCACUUCUUCCUUGUUUACUCAAAGAUGUAGUGGAAACUCAACUGUGACAUGUCCCAAGCCAUCAGGCAUUGGAUUGCAUUUAAAUAGCAUUGUAAAUGCUAUGCCUCCUGGUUGUGCUGCAACUACAGGUAUUAGAUCAUCAGAUUGUUUACAAGGGAAGAAAUCUGCAUUGAUUAGUAUAAAUAAAGUGGAGAACAUGAAGGGACGCCUAACUUCAUCAAAUAUAGAUGGGCAAUCAUUAAUUGAUAGUGGAAAUGAGAGCCAAGCCAACAUUUCCUCACUACCCGUAGAUUCUUUCAUUUCUGGGUCUCAUAGCCCUACAGAACCUGUUGCUAUAUGUCCUGAAAGUCUCCAUGAUAAGAGGAAACUAAGCCCUACAGGUGAUGGAUAUCCUGAGGAAUCCAAGCAACCUAGCCCGAGCAAGAAAAAGAAGAGAGCAUCAAGCAACAAUGAUGAUAAUGGCUGUAAAAGGUGCAACUGUAAAAAGAGUAAAUGUUUGAAACUUUAUUGUGAUUGUUUUGCUGCUGGAAUCUAUUGCGCUGAUGAUUGUUCUUGCCAAAGCUGCUUGAAUAGACCAGAGUAUGAAAAUAAAGUUAUUGAAACAAGGAAACAAAUUGAAUCCCGUAAUCCUCUUGCAUUUCUUCCCAAGAUUGUCCCUCAAUCCACUGAUCGUUCAUCAAAUAAUAUGGAGGAUGCAAUUCUGAUGACACCUUCAUCAGCUAGGCACAAAAGAGGUUGCAAUUGCAAAAGGUCAAUGUGUCAGAAAAAAUAUUGUGAAUGUUAUCAGGCUGGUGUCGGAUGCUCUAGCGGAUGCCGAUGUGAGGGAUGUAAGAAUGUUUAUGGCACAAAAGAAGAUUAUGUUGCAAGGGAUCAUGUUUUCAAUAAAGAAAGGAUGGGCAGCAGGAUUGAAAAUGAACCAGAUGGUGCUUUUCUCAACAAACUGGAAAUGGUGGCAAGCAAGUCAGAUUUGUAUGACCUGCCCCAUGUCUCACCUGUAACACCAUCAUUGCAAUGCUCUGACCAAGGAAAGGAGGCUGCAAAAUUCGGACUUCAUUCUGGACAGCAUCUACCCUCCUCUGAAACUAAUGUUGAUAUGCUUCCCUCAAGUGCAAAUUAUAACAAGUCUCUGGAGAACUCGCAGAGUGUUCUUGCAAACCUGGAAACAGAUGAGAUGUUGGAAACUGCUUCCUAUGAUUGGCAAGUGGAUUGCAGCGAUGUAAUGGAUCAAUCAUCACCAUGUGAUUUGGUUGCUAACAUACUUCAGGAUACUCCCUUGUCAAAUCCUGAAUCAAUGUCAAGUGCUUCACUGUUCACAUCUAGUACAAAGGAGUGCGGAAACAUUCCUCUAUCCCAAUCACAAGGACGCAUUCGCCUAAUAUCCGGGAGCUCUCUUCGUUGGCGUGGUUCACCAAAUACCCCAAGGGUUAGAUUAGGUGUAAAACACCUUCAAUCUCUUGAUUCUGAAAGCAGACUCUUCGACAUAAUGGAAGAUGAAACACCAGAUGUAUUGAAGGAAGGUUUAACACCCACCAAGUCUGUGAAAGCAAAUUCCCCAAACCAGAAGCGAGUUUCUCCUCCCCAUAGUCGUCUACGCGGACUUGGUUCAAGCUCCUCUGGAGGCUUCAGAACUGGCAGGAAAUUUAUACUGAAAUCUGUUCCUUCCUUUCCCCCAUUGACACCUUGUGUUGAAUCCAAAGAUAAUAGCAGUGAAGAUUUAGGUAACAAUGCCAAGUAACUGAUUCCCAAAACCAAAAGUUUUCCCUCAAUGCGAGUGUCAUGAGAAGAUUUAUGUAAUCUGGUAUGAUUGCUAGCAUCUUUUCUGGUAUGAGCAUGGUACAAAGUUCUGUAUUUCUCUCUCUUUACCCUCCUUUUUAGUUCUUUUUAUUUGGUGCUGUGUUCUGGUGUAUCUAAUGUGUCCUAAUAUUACAGUUUUAAGUGACACAUCUAGCUGUGCCAAACAGGUUCAGAUGACUUAUUUUAUGAACCAUCAGUGCAAAAUUUGAAGUUGUCUGUAUCACCUGUGCAGUAUUAUUUUAGCCAUUUGGAAAAAUUUUUACCUGGAAAAA
Arachis ipaensis is the source of this 3373-nucleotide messenger RNA. Its product is annotated as CRC domain-containing protein TSO1. The record is from RefSeq and is a predicted model, not a curated record. NCBI's taxonomy places the organism in Eukaryota, Viridiplantae, Streptophyta, Magnoliopsida, Fabales, Fabaceae. Gene Ontology annotation, molecular function: DNA-binding transcription factor activity.